AUGGAAGGACCCGAAACGAGCUUGGUUGAAGUAAGAGAAGAAGAGCUCAUGGUUACACCAGGUUGCCAAACCCUUGACCCUUGUUCUAAAACAGCUCGUUUCCUCAAACCCAUUUUCAGUUCCCUCAAAACCCCACUUCCCAAGCUCCCUUCACAAAAUCUUUCAUCUCUGGAACAAUCUUCUUUUAAUCCCAAAGAUCUGCCUUUGAGUAUCGGUUACCAUGGGUGGAGAUGCCGGGCAAGUAAUUGGUCGAUUUGGGUCGACAAAAUGAGGGUUUUGCAUGAAUCGACUUGGAAGAAAGCAGGAAUCUUCGACGCCAUCUUGAACUCCACUUACCAGAUUAAGCGAAACAGUGAUUUAGUUCUCGGAUUAGCUGAGAAAUGGUGUUGUGAAACCAAAAGUUUCGUUUUUCCAUGGGGCGAAGCCAGUGUUACACUCGAAGAUGUCAUGAUUCUCGGGGGAUUUUCCGUUCUGGGUUCCCCUGUUUUCGCCGAGCUCGAUACCGAUGAAUCGAAGGAGCUUGAAGAGGGGUUAAAGAACGUUCGGAUCGAAAUCGUGAGAAGCAAAGCUAAAAAGGCCUGCCCUCGUUUGUGGAUGCAGAGAUUCAUGGACAAUGGCGGCGAAUUGGAGCACGAAGCUUUCCUCGCCUUUUGGCUUUCGAGGUAUGUUUUCACCAACGCGUAUGAAACGAUUCGAGAACAUGUUUUCUCCAUUGCUGUUCAUUUAGCUAGAGGGACAAAGCUUGCUUUAGCACCUGCUGUGCUUGCUAGUAUUUAUAGAGACUUGUGUUUGUUGAAAGAUGCUAUCAUUGCUUCGACUAAAAUGGCGAAAGAAGAGGUGUUUAAGCUUACCCUUUGGUCGCCGUUUCAAUUAGUUCAGGUUUGGGCUUGGGAGAGGUUUGCAGAGCUAAGACCUCAACCGAAUCCGAUACCAAAAGGUGAGCCGAGGCUGGUUCGAUGGCAUGAUGUGAGUUGCAAGGUUGAGAAUGUGAGGUUAGUUCUAGAAUCGGCUGGUGGAAGUUUCAAAUGGCGUCCUUAUACUAUGCAGAUCGAUCACUGGAAACAACCUAAGUUUUAUAGAGAGAAUGAAGUUUGUAUACGGACCACUGCACGACUCGAUAAAGAACUAGAGUCCUUUGUCCGAUGCUUGAGGGCUAGUGAGCUAGUGGGAGUUGAUUGCAUAGAACAGUACCUUCCGCACCGAGUUGCAAGGCAAUUUGGAAUGGAUCAGGAUAUUCCAGAUUUUGUUCCGCAAUCGAAAAAUCAGACUCAUGAGAUUGCCUGGCUCAAUUACUGUGAAUCACUGACUGGUGUAAAAUUGUACAUUCCAUCUCGGCUCUAUAAGGCUGGUGUUACAGCACGGUACCUGAAGUGGUGGAAGGAUUCGGUGUUCGAGAGCAAAGGCACAGCUAAGGGUUUGAAGAAAUCAGCAAAGAAUCCCAAAGGAAAGAAGCAUGGGAAAACUUCUUCAGGUUGCUCCGGCUUUCAUCAGAAAAUAGAGAGUUUCCAUAGAAAGACGGAAGCUAAUGAUCCAUCUGUUUUGCCUAAUUGCACCGUGAAGAGCUCAAAGAAACAACGAGACAGUGUCGUCAAGACUAAGAAAUCAAAGAGUGUAUCCCAGAUUUUGGAAGAAAAGCAAGUGUGCAACAAUGGAUCGAGUUCUUCUGCCUCUUGUGGAAAGAACUCUAAGAAAUCAACCAAGAAUCCAAAAGGAAACAAAAAGGGCAGGGAAGAAUCUUCUUCUCCCAAUGUUCCUUUGGGAAGCUCGAAAGAAUCAGCACGAACUUUGAAAAGGAAGAAUAGAGACGACAGUGAUUCUGCUUCUCCCAGUUUGAGCAAAAAACGCUUAAAGUGUGCAGAGAAAUCUAAAGGAAUGAAGAAAGAUACCCCUGUGUCUGCCUCUUCUAGAUCGGCUUUCCGAAGCUCCAAAAAUCCAGCAUUGGUUACGAAAGACAAGGAGGAAGCCAGCAGCGAUGUCGCCUCCCAUGUUUUACCUUCAGCGAGUGCAAAAGAAUCACCAUGCACCAUAGAAAGAAAGAACCAAUGCAGCUCCCUGGACCCUAUCAGUCUCGAGCGUAUCUCUAAAGGAAAGGAAGCAGAGGAUUCUACUGAGGAUUAUAACCCAACAAUCGUAGAAAUGAUGAGAUCCUGCAACAAGCGAUGUAAAAUCCGAACUAAAGAUUCGGACGACGAUGGAAACCCAUCAGGCCGUUCCCAAGGUCUUUCAUCGACAAUUGCAGACGACGAGGUUGUUAAAUACUUCGAGCCAUUAGCAAUGUUGGCAGAAAAGGUUAUCGAGGAUGAAUCCGUGCUAAGAUCAGGACAAACUUUCGAAGGUCCCUACAAGGAUCAGGGGGAACUAAAGAUGGCGCGGGAGGAAGUCGUGAUGGGAGGAGAAUCAGGAAGAACGGAACGUCAAAUUGGCGACAACCCCAAACAACCGAUUCACAAAAUGCUAAGCGUCAAUGGCGUCGAAGGAAAGUGCAGUUGUUACCGACAUACCGGGAUUAGCACUAGAAGCUCGUAUUAG
Hibiscus syriacus is the source of this 2529-nucleotide messenger RNA. RefSeq lists its product as uncharacterized. NCBI's taxonomy places the organism in Eukaryota, Viridiplantae, Streptophyta, Magnoliopsida, Malvales, Malvaceae. Gene Ontology annotation, biological process: meristem maintenance; meristem development. The coding region runs from base 1 to 2529 and encodes 842 amino acids. The record is from RefSeq and is a predicted model, not a curated record. The transcript has a single exon.